AUGACAGGUGGCCAAGCGAAUGGCCGCGCUCGGAUCAAAUCAGAGUGCGGCAAAGAUCAGAAAUGUAUGCCGUUGGAAGACAAAUGGCUUCUAGUUCCGGCUUUUUUGAAGGUUCGAGGACUUGUCAAGCAGCAUCUAGUCAGCUUUGAUCAUUUUGUUAACAUAGAAAUACGUAACAUUAUGCAAUCGAACCAAAAAAUCACCUCUGAUGCUAAUCCAAACUUCUACCUGAAAUAUCUCGAUAUUAGAGUUGGAAACCCGAGUAGUGAAGAAGGUCUCAAUAUGACACAUGACAAGAUUACUCCCCAAGAAUGUCGUCUCCGAGAUAUGACUUAUUCUGCUCCAAUUUCUGUCGAUAUCGAGUACACUCGUGGAAAUCAACGAGUUUUCAAAAAAGAUCUCAUUAUUGGUCGUAUGCCAAUCAUGCUUCGUUCAAGCAAAUGCAUCCUCCGAGAUCUUGCUGAAGAAGAACUCGCACGAGUGCAAGAAUGUCCAUAUGAUCCAGGAGGUUAUUUUGUCGUCAAAGGAAGUGAGAAGGUUAUUCUGAUCCAAGAACAGUUGUCAAAGAAUCGAAUUAUGGUUGGAAGAAACUCGAGCAAAGAACUUCAGUGUGAAGUUUUGUCAUCUACAUCUGAGAGAAAAAGCAAAACAUACGUUACUAUGAAGAAAGGAAAAUACUCGGUUCGUCAUAAUCAGCUCACCGAUGAUGUUCCUGUUUCGAUUAUAUUCAAGGCUAUGGGUGUUGAAUCAGAUUACGAUAUUGUCAGCACGAUUGGACAUGAAGAGAAGUACGUUUCAGCGUUUGCACAAACUCUUGAAGAAUGUAUCAACGCUGGAGUGUACACUCAACAACAGGCUCUCGCAUACGUGACUUCCAAAGUAAAAGCACGCAAGUUUACCCCGUUUGGAUCGCUUCCAGGAACGUCUGUCAGUGUUUUGACUCCCCCGAAAGAACACGAAGCUGUUGAUUUCCUGUCGAACUCGAUGAUUACUCAUAUCGCCUGCCCAGAUGGUAAUUUCAAGAUGAAGGCGAUUUAUUUGGGAUUGAUGACAAGAAGAUUGAUUCAAACAGAACUUGGAGAGAAUGAAUUGGAUGACAGGGAUUUCUAUGGAAAUAAACGUCUAGAGUUGGCUGGAUCUUUGCUAGCACUUCUUUUCGAAGAUGUCUUCAAACGAUUCAAUUCGGAACUGAAAAGAAUAGCGGAUAAUGCUCUGAUGAAAACAAUGGCUGCUCCCUUGGAUAUUGUGAAGCACAUGCGACAAGAUAUGAUCACAAACACUAUAGUUAAUGCAAUGUCGACCGGAAACUGGAUUAUCAAAAGAUUCAGAAUGGAACGAUUAGGUGUCACUCAAGUUCUCAGUCGUCUGUCCUACAUCUCAGCUCUCGGUAUGAUGACAAGAAUCAACUCAACAUUCGAAAAGACACGAAAAGUUUCGGGACCUCGUUCGUUGCAACCGUCCCAGUGGGGAAUGUUAUGUCCGAGUGAUACUCCCGAAGGAGAGGCUUGCGGUCUUGUGAAAAAUCUUGCACUUAUCAGUCACAUCACCACUGAUUCAGAUGAGAAACCUGUAUUACGUCUACUUUUGAAUUCUGGAGUAGAAGAUCUUCACAAUGUUCAUUUCUCUCAUGUUAACAAACCAGAAAACACGUUGAUCUUCUUGAACGGAGUACUUAUUGGGACAGCUAUUGAUCCGGAGCGAGUAGUCAGAGCUGUUAGAGAUUUGAGAAGAAGCGGAUUGUUAUCGGAGUUCGUUUCCGUCUCCAGAUCUAUCACGAAUCGUUCCGUUUUCAUUUCCUCAGAUGGAGGUCGUCUCUGUCGUCCUUACAUUAUUGUCAAGAAUGGAAAGCCUAUGCUCACACAAGACCAUGUACAACAGCUGAAAGAGGGGAAGCGAAUUUUUGAGGAUUUUGUAGACGACGGAAUUGUUGAAUAUCUGGAUGUGAAUGAAAUGAAUGAUGCCUUGAUCGCUGUCUAUGAAAAAGAAAUAGGACCAGAGACUACGCAUUUGGAGAUUGAGCCAUUCACACUUCUCGGAGUUUGUGCUGGUCUCAUUCCAUACCCUCAUCAUAAUCAGUCUCCUCGUAACACCUAUCAAUGCGCUAUGGGUAAGCAAGCAAUGGGAACGAUUGCAUACAAUCAACAGAAAAGAAUUGACUCUAUUAUGUACUUGCUUUGUUAUCCACAAAGACCUCUUGUGAAGUCUAAGACUAUCGAGUUGACUAACUUUGAAAAACUUCCGGCCGGUGCCAAUGGUAUCAUUGCUGUAAUGUCGUACAGUGGAUACGAUAUUGAAGAUGCUCUUGUUCUCAAUAAAGCAUCCCUCGAUCGUGGAUAUGGUCGCUGUUUAGUGUACAAGCAUGUAAAAGGAACAGUCAGGAAGUACCCAAAUCAGACGUUCGACCGUCUCCUUGGACCUGCUCUCGAUCCAAACACUAGACUGCCGAUUUCCAAACACAAGAAUCUGGAUCAAGAAGGUAUCGUCUUCGCUGGAGCACGUAUUCUUCCGAAGCAAACUAUCAUCAACAAGCAUAUGCCUGUUGUUAGCGGAGAAAGUGGUCCGGGGCCUUGUGCAUCUGCCAAUACAAUUGGAAUUGCUGGUCGCCAAGUUGAUUACAAAGAUGUUUCAAUCAGUUACAAAACGCCUACACCAUCAUAUGCUGAAAGAGUUUUGCUCACGUAUAACGAAGACGAGGCCCAUCUUAUCAAAGUUUUACUCCGACAAACACGCCGUCCAGAGCUUGGAGACAAGUUUUCGUCUCGUCAUGGUCAGAAAGGAGUUUGUGGAUUGAUUGCUCAACAAGAAGAUAUGCCAUUCAAUGAUCUGGGAAUGGUGCCAGAUAUGAUCAUGAAUCCUCAUGGAUAUCCGUCUCGAAUGACAGUUGGUAAACUAAUGGAGUUGCUCUCUGGAAAAGCUGGAGUCAUGAAUGGAACAUAUCACUAUGGAACAGCUUUUGGAGGAGACCAAGUGAAAGAUGUGUGCGAAGAGUUGGCUGCGAGAGGGUACAACUACAUGGGAAAAGAUAUGUUGACCAGUGGAAUUACUGGCCAAUCACUUUCUGCUUACAUCUAUUUCGGACCCAUUUAUUAUCAAAAGCUGAAGCAUAUGGUUUUGGAUAAGAUGCAUGCUCGUGCUAGAGGACCAAGAGCAGCUUUGACACGUCAGCCAACAGAAGGAAGGUCCAGAGAAGGAGGUCUCCGUCUCGGAGAAAUGGAAAGAGAUUGCCUUAUUGCCUACGGAGCAUCGAUGUUGUUGAUUGAACGUCUCAUGGUGUCGUCCGAUGAGUUCAAGGUAAUAAGUCGAUCUUUCGCCCCUUUCACCCACAUCGCCGUUUAG
This is a messenger RNA of Caenorhabditis remanei, 3336 nucleotides long. RefSeq lists its product as uncharacterized. Gene Ontology annotation, molecular function: DNA-directed RNA polymerase activity; ribonucleoside binding; DNA binding. The record is from RefSeq and is a predicted model, not a curated record. Lineage: Eukaryota; Metazoa; Nematoda; Chromadorea; Rhabditida; Rhabditidae. Gene Ontology annotation, cellular component: RNA polymerase III complex. Gene Ontology annotation, biological process: DNA-templated transcription. The coding region runs from base 1 to 3336 and encodes 1111 amino acids. The transcript is spliced from 9 exons.